Molecule: messenger RNA, 1233 nt
Organism: Erigeron canadensis
Lineage: Eukaryota; Viridiplantae; Streptophyta; Magnoliopsida; Asterales; Asteraceae
Product: phosphatidylglycerophosphate phosphatase PTPMT2-like
Exons: 6
Coding region: 226-1053 (275 amino acids)
Biological process (GO): protein dephosphorylation
Molecular function (GO): phosphatidylinositol-4,5-bisphosphate 5-phosphatase activity; protein tyrosine/serine/threonine phosphatase activity
Source: RefSeq, a predicted model, not a curated record
UUAAUUCCAUUUAAUUUAAUUUCCCCUAUGAAUUUGAAUCAAUCCCAUAAUAAAAAUAUAUACAACACAAUCACUUUUUUAACAAGAAUCAUCAUCAGUAUUUGUGGUUGUAGUAUUAAAUUCAUGUAUUGAAAUUACAACUGCAGUUAUUACGUCAUCUUUUUGUUAUCUAAUUGAGGGAUUUAGGGUCUUAAAUUUGUUUGAAAUUUGGUUACGAUCGGUGACAUGAGGAUCGUUGAUUUAGAAGAUUCCGAUUCAGAUUUUGAUCAUCGCCGCCAGAUCGUGGCCGUUGAUGCUAAGCGAGUGUUAGUCGGUGCCGGAGCUCGGAUUCUCUUUUAUCCGACGCUUUUGUAUAAUGUUGUCCGUAACAAAAUUCAAUCUGAAUUCAGAUGGUGGGAUCAGGUUGAUCAGUUUCUUCUGCUUGGUGCUGUUCCAUUCCCAAAAGACGUGCCCCGAUUGAAACAGCUUGAUGUUGGUGGUGUGAUCACUCUUAAUGAGCCAUAUGAAACUCUGGUUCCGACAUCUUUGUAUCGUGAUUUUGGCAUAGACCAUCUUGUUAUUCCUACCAGAGAUUACCUAUUUGCACCAUCAUUUGUGGAUAUUGAUCGUGCUGUAAAUUUUAUUCACAAGAAUGCAACCCGUGGUAGAACCACAUAUGUGCACUGUAAAGCUGGGAGAGGGAGAAGCACAACGAUUGUUCUUUGUUAUUUGGUUGAAUACAAGCAUAUGACCCCAGCUUCUGCUUUGGAAUAUGUUCGUUCUAGACGGCCUAGAGUGCUCUUGGCACCAUCUCAAUGGAAGGCGGUUCAAGAAUACAAGCAAUGGCGGACAAGGUCAACAACAUCAUCCUCUUCAGGGGAUGCUGUGCUCAUAACAAAAGCUGAUUUGGAAGGAUACCAUAGCCCAUCACAAGGCAAAGAAUUGGCGCUGGUUCCAAGGGUCACAAGAACGAGUCCCAUGAUAGCAAAACUUUCAUGCCUCUUUGCAUCUCUCAAAGUUUCAAGUGUCUCCAGUCCAGUCAGUUUGAAACUUACGGAGACACCUGCCUGUUAGUUUUUAGUAGCCUUGGAGCAUCAAGGAAACGGUUUGGUCCAUGACUCCUUGUUAAAACAGGAGAUGAGAAAUAAUAAUUGGAAGAAAAGUCUGCAUAUAUACGCAUUUUAUCAACGCUACUGCUUUUUGUACAUAUUUUGUUUCUGGGUCGUUUUAAAAUUUAAUUUCUGUUUGUAAUGA